GACGCGCGUUCCCGGGCUCGUGCCCGUCGGCGGCCUGGGCAAUCCGCGCCCACACACUCUUGCAGAGAUGGCAGGCGGAGAAGACCAGCGCGUCCUGGGCAUCCUCCACCUGCUGCUGCUGCUGGCGACCAUCCUGUCCCUGACAGCUGGGACUCGGAGUCCCGUCACCACUGCCUGGACGCAAGAGAAGAACCACCACCAACCGGCACAUCUGAAUUCCUCAUCUCUUCGGCAAGUUGCAGAAGGCACCAGUAUUUCCGAAAUGUGGCAGAACGACCUGAGGCCACUGCUGAUAGAACGAUACCCAGGAUCGGCCGGAAGCUACUCUGCUCGCCAGCACAUCAUGCAGCGAAUUCAGAGACUUCAGGCUGAGUGGGUUGUGGAAGUCGACACCUUCUUGAGUAAGACACCGUAUGGGUACCGGUCCUUCUCCAAUCUCAUCAGCACCCUUAACCCAGAAGCCAAACGACACUUGGUCCUCGCCUGCCACUAUGACUCCAAGUAUUUCCCUCAGUGGGACAGCAGAGUGUUUGUGGGAGCCACUGACUCAGCUGUGCCGUGCGCAAUGAUGCUGGAACUUGCUCGUGCCUUAGACAAGAAACUCCAUACCUUGAAGGAUGCCUCUGGGCCCCAGCGAGAUCUCUCACUCCGGCUCAUUUUCUUUGAUGGUGAAGAGGCUUUUCUCCACUGGUCUCCCCAAGACUCUCUGUAUGGGUCUCGGCACUUAGCCCAGAAGAUGGCAUCGAGCCCUCACCCUCCUGGAUCGAGAGGCACCAACCAACUGGACGGCAUGGAUCUGCUUGUCUUACUAGAUUUAAUUGGAGCUGCAAAUCCAACAUUUCCCAAUUUUUUCCCCAAGACUACCAGAUGGUUUAAUAGACUUCAAGCAAUUGAACAGGAACUCUAUGAAUUGGGUUUACUCAAGGACCAUUCUUUGGAGAGGAAGUAUUUCCAAAAUUUCGGUUAUGGAAACAUUAUCCAGGAUGACCACAUUCCAUUCUUAAGAAAAGGUGUUCCAGUUCUUCACCUGAUAGCUUCUCCCUUCCCUGAAGUCUGGCACACCAUGGAUGACAAUGAAGAAAACCUGAGCGAGGCAACCAUUGACAACCUAAACAAAAUCAUUCAAGUCUUUGUGCUGGAGUAUCUUCACUUGUAAUAUUUGAAUUUAGUUUGGGGUAGUUGUUUCUGUAUCAACUUCAAAAGUCAAUACGUUGCUUAAAUAAUCUGAUUCCAGAUAAAUGUUGUGUGUAAAAGUCUGUC
Molecule: messenger RNA, 1260 nt
Organism: Acomys russatus (golden spiny mouse)
Lineage: Eukaryota; Metazoa; Chordata; Mammalia; Rodentia; Muridae
Gene: Qpct
Product: glutaminyl-peptide cyclotransferase
Exons: 7
Coding region: 68-1156 (362 amino acids)
Molecular function (GO): zinc ion binding; glutaminyl-peptide cyclotransferase activity
Source: RefSeq, a predicted model, not a curated record